This is a messenger RNA of Closterium sp. NIES-65, 4548 nucleotides long. NCBI's taxonomy places the organism in Eukaryota, Viridiplantae, Streptophyta, Zygnematophyceae, Desmidiales, Closteriaceae. The record is from the annotation of a GenBank genome assembly.
AUGGACGUGAACGUAGACGUGGACCUGGACGUGGACGUGAAGGUGGACGUGGACCUGGACGUGGAAGUGGACCUGGACAUGGACAUGGACGUGGACGUGAAGGUGGACGUGGACCUGGACAUGGACGUGGACGUAGACGUGGACGUGGACGUGGACGUGGACGUGGAGGUGGAAGUGGACGUGGACGUGGACGUGGAAGUGGACGUGGACGUGGACGUGGAGGUGGACGUGGACGUGGACGUGGAGGUGGACGUGGACGUGGACGUGAAGGUGGACGUGGACCUGGACAUGGACGUGGACGUAGACGUGGACGUGGACGUGGACGUGGACGUGGACGUGGAGGUGGAAGUGGACGUGGACGUGGACGUGGAAGUCGACGUGGACGUGGACGUGGAGGUGGACGUGGACGUGGACGUGGAGGUGGACGUGGACGUGGAGGUGGACGUGGAGGUGGACGUGGACGUGGAGGUGGACGUGGACGUGGACGUGGAGGUGGACGUGGACGUGGACGUGGACGUGGAGGUGGACGUGGACGUGAAGGUGGACGUGGACCUGGACGUGGAAGUGGACGUGGACGUGGACGUGGACCUGGACCUGGACAUGGACGUGGACGUGGACGUGGACGUGGACGUAGAAAUGGACGUGGACGUGGACGUGGACGUGGACGUGGACGUAAAAAUGGACGUGGACGUGGACAUGGACGUGGACGUGGACGUGGACGUGGACGUGGACAUGGACGUGGACGUGGACGUGGACGUGGACGUGGACGUGAACGUGGACGUGGACCUGAACGUCGACGUGGACGUGGACGUGGACCUGGACCUCGACGUUUACGUGGACGUGGACGUGGACGUGGAUGUGGACGUGGACGUGGACGUGGACCUGGACGUGGACGUGGACGUGGACGUGGACCUGGACGUGGACGUGGACCUGGACGUGGACGUGGACGUGGAAGUGGACGUGGACGUGGACGUGGACCUGGACCUGGACAUGGACGUGGACGUGUACGUGGACGUGGACGUGGACGUAGAAAUGGACGUGGACGUGGACGUGGAUGUAAAAAUGGACGUGGACGUGGACGUGGACGUGGACGUGGACGUGGACGUGGACCUGGACGUUGACGUGGACGUGGACGUGGAGGUGGACGUGGAGGACAUGGACGUGGACGUGGACGUGGACGUUGACGUGGACAUAGAAAUGGACGUAGACGUGGACGUGGACGUGCACGUGGACGUGGAGGUGGACGUGGACAUGGAGGACAUGGACGUGGACGUGGACGUGGAAGUGGACGUGGACGAGGACGAGGACGUGGACGUGGACGUGGACGUGGACGUGGUCGUGGACGUGGACGUGGACGUGGUCGUGGACGUGGACGUGGAGGACGUCGACGUGGACGUGGAGGACGUGGACGUGGACGUGGAGGACGAGGACGUGGACGUGGACGUGGACGUGGACAUGGACGUGGACGUGGACGUGGACAUGGACGUGGACGUGGACAUGGACGUGGAGGACAUGGACGUGGACGUGGACGUGGACGUGGACGUAGACGUGGACGUAGAACUGGACGUGGACGUGGACGUGGACGUGGACGUGGACGUAGAACUGGACGUGGACGUGGACGUGGACGUAGACCUGGACCUGGACGUUGACGUGGACGUGGACGUGGACGUGGACCUGGACGUGGACGUGGACGUGGACCUGGACGUUGACGUUGACGUGGAGGACAUGGACGUGGACGUGGACGUGGACCUGGACGUGGACGUGGACGUGGACGUGGACAUGGACGUGGACGUGGACGUGGAUGUGGACGUGGACGUGGACGAGGACGAGGACGUGGACGAGGAGGACAUGGACGUGGACGUGGAGGUGGACGUGGACGUGGACGAGGACGUAGAAAUGGACGUGGACAUAGACGUGGACCUGGACGUGGACGUGAAGGUGGACGUGGACCUGGACGUGGAAGUGGACCUGGACAUGGACAUGGACGUGGACGUGAAGGUGGACGUGAAGGUGGACGUGGACCUGGACGUGGAAGUGGACCUGGACAUGGACAUGGACGUGGACGUGAAGGUGGACGUGGACCUGGACAUGGACGUGGACGUAGACGUGGACGUGGACGUGGACGUGGACGUGGACGUGGAGGUGGAAGUGGACGUGGACGUGGACGUGGAAGUGGACGUGGACGUGGACGUGGACGUGGAGGUGGACGUGGACGUGGACGUGGAGGUGGACGUGGACGUGGACGUGAAGGUGGACGUGGACCUGGACAUGGACGUGGACGUAGACGUGGACGUGGACGUGGACGUGGACGUGGAGGUGGAAGUGGACGUGGACGUGGACGUGGAAGUCGACGUGGACGUGGACGUGGAGGUGGACGUGGACGUGGACGUGGAGGUGGACGUGGACGUGGACGUGAAGGUGGACGUGGACCUGGACGUGGAAGUGGACGUGGACGUGGACGUGGACCUAGACCUGGACAUGGACGUGGACGUGGACGUGGACGUGGACGUGGACGUAGAAAUGGACGUGGACGUGGACGUGGACGUGGACAUAAAAAUGGACGUGGACGUGGACAUGGACGUGGACGUGGACGUGGACGUGGACAUGGACGUGGACGUGGACGUGGACGUGGACGUGAACGUGGACGUGGACGUGGACCUGGACGUAGACGUGGACGUGGACGUGGACCUGGACCUGGACGUUGACGUGGACGUGGACGUGGAUGUGGACGUGGACGUGGACCUGGACGUGGACGUGGACGUGGACGUGGACCUGGACGUGGACGUGGACCUGGACGUGGACGUGGACGAGGAAGUGGACGUGGACGUGGACGUGGACCUGGACCUGGACAUGGACGUGGACGUGGACGUGGACGUGGACGUAGAAAUGGACGUGGACGUGGACGUGGAUGUAAAAAUGGACGUGGACGUGGACGUGGACGUGGACAUGGACGUGGACGUGGACGUGGACGUGGACGUGGACGUGGACCUGGACGUUGACGUGGACGUGGACGUGGAGGUGGACGUGGAGGACAUGGACGUGGACGUGGACGUGGACGUGGACGUUGACGUGGACGUAGAAAUGGACGUUGACGUGGACGUGGACGUGCACGUGGACGUGGAGGUGGACGGGGACAUGGAGGACAUGGACGUGGACGUGGACGUGGAAGUGGACGUGGACGAGGACGAGGACGUGGACGAGGACGUGGACGUGGACGUGGACGUGGACGUGGACGUAGAAAUGGACGUGGACGUGGACGUGGAGGACAUGGACGUGGACGUGGACGUGGACGUGGACGAGGACGAGGACGUGGACGUGGACGUGGACGUGGACAUGGACAUGGACGUGGACGUGGACGUGGACUUGGACGUGGACAUGGACGUGGACGUGGACGUGGACGUGGACGUGGACGUGGACAUGGACGUGGACGUGGACGUGGACGUGGACGUGGACGUGGACGUGGACUUGGACUUGGACUUGGACGUGGACGUGGAUGUCGACGACGUGGACGUGGAGGACGUCGACGUGGACGUGGAGGAUGUGGACGUGGACGUGGAGGACGAGGACGUGGACGUGGACGUGGACGUGGACGUGGACGUGGACGUGGAUGUGGACGUGGACGUGGACAUGGACGUGGAGGUGGACGUGGACGUGGAGGACAUGGACGUGGACGUGGACGUGGACGUGGACGUGGACGUGGAUGUAGAACUGGACGUGGACGUGGACGUGGACGUGGACAUGGACGUGGACGUGGAGGACAUGGACGUGGACGUGGUUGUGGACGUGGACGUAGAACUGGACGUGGACGUGGACGUGGACGUGGACGUGGACGUGGACGUGGACGUGGACCUGGACGUUGACGUGCGCGUGGACGUGGACGUAGACGUGGAGGACGUGGACGUGGACGUGGACGCGGACGAGGACGUGGACGCGGACGAGGACGCGGACGGGGACGCGGACGUGGACGUGGACGUGGACCUGGACGUUGACGUGCGCGUAGACGUGGACGUGGACGCGGAUGAGGACGUGGACGCGGACGUGGACGUGGACGUGGACCUGGACGGGGACGGGGACGGGGACGGGGGCGUGGACGUGGACGUGGACGUGGAUGUGGACGUGGACGUGGACGUGGUCGUGGACGUGGACGUGGACGUGGACGUGGACGUGGAAAUGGACGUGGACGUGGACAUGGACGUGGUCGUGGACGUGGACGUGGUCGUGGACGUGGACGUGGACGUGGACGUGGACGUGGACGUGGAGGUGGACGUGGACGUGGACGUGGACGUGGAGGACGUGGACGUGGAGGUGGACGUGGACGUGGACGUGGAGAACGUGGACGUGGACGUGGAUGUGGAGGACGUGGACGUGGACGUGGACGUGGACGUGGACGUGGAGGUGGACGUGGACGUGGACGUGGACGUGGAGGACAUGGACGUGGAGGUGGACGUGGAGGACAUGGACGUGGACGUGGACGUGGACGUGGACGUGGACGUGGAAAUGGACGUGGACGUGGACGUGGACGUGGACGUGGACGUGGACGUGGACUAG